This is a messenger RNA of Papaver somniferum (opium poppy), 975 nucleotides long. Its product is annotated as probable prefoldin subunit 3. NCBI's taxonomy places the organism in Eukaryota, Viridiplantae, Streptophyta, Magnoliopsida, Ranunculales, Papaveraceae. The transcript has 6 exons. The record is from RefSeq and is a predicted model, not a curated record. Gene Ontology annotation, biological process: protein folding; tubulin complex assembly; microtubule-based process. The coding region runs from base 128 to 706 and encodes 192 amino acids. Gene Ontology annotation, cellular component: prefoldin complex; cytoplasm. Gene Ontology annotation, molecular function: tubulin binding.
CCUAAUUAACCAAGAGAGUCGAGGCCCAAAUUACGCCCACAUAGUUCAAGCUUCAAGGUCAUCAAAUCAGACCUUACUUUCGUCUCUCAGUGCUCUCACUUUCCUGCUCUUUAAAGCUUCUUCUCUAAUGGCUUCGUCUUCUUCACCUUCAUCAUCAGAGGUAUCUGAAAGAAGGGGUAUUCCUGGAGCUUCAUUUGUAUCUGAUGUUCAAACUUAUUUAACACAAUCAGGUCUUGAUGUCACUUCUUCCUUAGCAUUUCUUCAAGAAAGGCUUCAACAGUACAAGGUGGUUGAGAUGAAACUUCUCGCUCAGCAGCGGGAACUUCAGGCAAAAAUUCCUGACAUUGAGAAGUGUUUAGAUAUAGUUGCUACUUUGCAAGCUAAGAAGGGUACUGGUGAGGAAUUAAUAGCCGAUUUUGAAGUUUUGGAAGGCAUAUAUUCAUGGGCCCGCAUCGAGGAGUCAGACUCCGUAUGUCUGUGGCUGGGGGCAAAUGUCAUGCUGGAAUACACAAGUGAAGAGGCCAAUGCUCUUCUACAAAAGAAUCUUGAUAAUGCUAAAGCAAGCUUAGAGGUCCUUAUUGCUGAUCUACAAUUCUUAAGGGACCAAGUGACGGUAACACAGGUCACUAUCGCUCGGGUGUACAACUGGGAUGUUCACCAGCGCAGAAGUAAGCAAGUUUCUGCAACUUCUGUGAAAGACUCGUGAAGGCUUUCUAUUAUCGCAUGGCCUUUUCCUAGUUACCCUAGUCAGAGUAUGUUGUUCAGUUUGCACGUUUAUCUUUUUUUUCUUCUAGGGGGUGGGGGCAGUUAGGAACUUAUGAUAGUUUCCCAUGGAAAUGCAUAUUUGAUUCGGGAAUAGUUUUGAUGUAAUUUUGUUAUUAGUUUUUGCGCUCUCAGUGUUGUUGAUUUUCUUGUCAGUGAUUAGUUAUGAUGUGUCCUAAUUUUGGUGAAAUCAUAAUUAAGACAUGCUAGCUA